Molecule: messenger RNA, 1317 nt
Organism: Saprolegnia parasitica CBS 223.65
Lineage: Eukaryota; Oomycota; Saprolegniomycetes; Saprolegniales; Saprolegniaceae
Exons: 2
Coding region: 31-1275 (414 amino acids)
Source: RefSeq, a predicted model, not a curated record
CUUGCUUUUUGGUGCUGGGCGACGGCCGCGAUGACCAACUGCCGCCUCCUGCGCCAGGGCCUCGAGCUCUUCGUGCCACCGCACCCGGCGCAGCUAACGCCGACGGCGGUCUUCCUUCCGACAGUCGAAGACGAGCGCGUUUGCUUCGACAUUGGCCUGCGCUGCGUCGAGAAGGGCGUCUUCACCUUCUGUCUCGAGUGCGACCGCGCUGGCAGUCGCUUCAAGAAGUUUCUUCAUCUGAGCCUCGCGUCGGCGCGGGCGCUCUUGGCCUCGCUGCAGGCGCCGCCCGCGUACGAGGAAGUCGCGGCGGUGGCGAUACCGCACCCGAUUCUCGGCGCACUCCUGGGCUGGCGCCGCUCCGCCCGCGAAGUCCUCCGCUUCCUCUUGCGCCUCUUUGACACGCCGCGCAUCCUCGUGGACCCGCGCUUGCACGUGGGCUUGCGCCUUGGCGCGGACGAGGCGAAUGGCGUGUGCGAGAUCGCGUGCCAGAUGCACCUGUGGCGCACUCGGGCCAACCACGUGCGGCAGCGGGCGAUCUACGAAGCCCGGGCGAUCGUGCAAGCCGUCUACUGCCACGACUGGGAGCGUGCGGUGCUCACGGCCAAGGUACUUGCGCGCUCCAGCUCGCGCAGCUCGUGCCACCAGCCACUGCGACUGCCCUUGCUCGUCUACGACCACGACACGUGCUUCCGGGUGCUUCUGCCUACAGCCCACGACGCCGGGCAAGUGUUGGGGCCCGGUGGCAUCUUGUAUUUUGUAUUGACCACGACGCACGACCACGGCUACGCGCUGCAAGACUUGGACGGGCACACGCUUGCCGCAGUCGGGUGGGUGUCACCGACGUCGGUCGUCGUCCGCCGUGCGAUGCCGGCGUGCCGUCUGCAUCCCCAGAGCCGUGACGAGAGCCUCGUCGAUGUGCUUGUCGCGACCAGCGCCCACGGGCAGAUUGCUUUUGGUGUGACCAACCUCCCCGGGCUCCUCGGCGGCUUUGCUACCCUCUGCGUCACCUCUAAUGACAGGUCCGGUCUCAACUAUGAGAUGACGGCGCGCAACAGUGCGGGAUUUGUCAUCUUCAUGGCUCAAUGGCGUCAAAUGAGACCGGCGUCCGCGACCAAACCAUCCCGCUCUGCACCACCGACGCGAACGACGUCGUCGUCGUUCGAGUUGACAGUGUACCCAAGCCACGACGUGCUCGUGCUCCUGGCCAUGGGCAUCGCCCUCGACCUCCUACAGGAGAGCUCGGGCGCUACCUCCAGUGGAACGCUUUUAGAAUAGGAGCAAAAUGCUAGUAUGCAUAAUGCCAAGUAUCGAGGCCUC